UCUGAGUAAAAUUUCUUCUCUCAUGGCGUACGUCGUGUAAGAUUUAAGCGAAGUAAUAAUCGUCAGCAUUUGACGCAGUGCGUUAGUUGUAAAUUAGAAAUUGUAAAGAGGAUUGGAUAGUGUGUGGAGAUAUAAUUCAAACGCGAAAAAAAACGUAUACCGGAUAUUAGAAUCGCGGACAAUUCGAAGAUAUAAAGAAAAUAACGCGGCUAUAUUUCAACGUACUGCUAAGAGACUCUGUAAAAACUUGACAUUGGAACGGCCAUUUUGGCGUGUUGUUUCCUAAUCGAGUGCUGCGCACAGCAUCGAUAUCCAUCCAUUUCAAGGAAGUAGUUGCAUUACGUCGCUUCCAAGAUGAUAACCGAAACGCAUAUGAACUCAAACCACAUGCUCAAUUCUGCUCUCAAUACGAAAACAGAAUUAGAAAAGAUGGAUGAUGUAGGUUGGAAAGCUAAACUAAAAAUUCCACCAAAGGAUAAACGCAUAAAGACGAGUGAUGUCACUGACACACGUGGUAAUGAGUUUGAAGAAUUUUGCCUGAAACGAGAGUUGCUAAUGGGUAUUUUUGAAAAGGGUUGGGAAAAACCAUCUCCAAUUCAAGAAGCCAGUAUCCCUAUUGCAUUGUCUGGUAAAGACAUCUUAGCCCGAGCUAAAAAUGGAACUGGCAAGACUGGAGCAUAUUCGAUUCCAGUGCUUGAACAGGUUGACCCUCGGAAAGAUGUAAUUCAAGCGCUAGUAAUUGUACCUACCAGAGAGUUAGCUCUUCAAACGUCACAAAUCUGUAUCGAACUUGCGAAACAUAUGGAUAUUAAAGUGAUGGUAACUACUGGUGGUACCAACUUACGUGAUGAUAUUAUGAGGAUUUAUCAAAAAGUACAAGUAAUAAUAGCAACGCCAGGAAGAAUUCUUGAUCUUAUGGACAAAAACGUUGCGAACAUGGAUCACUGCAAAAUAUUAGUUUUGGAUGAAGCAGAUAAGCUUUUGUCACAAGAUUUUAAAGGAAUGUUGGAUCAUGUCAUUUCUAAAUUGCCACAUGAACGUCAGAUUUUGCUGUAUUCAGCUACCUUUCCAUUAACUGUGAAACAGUUCAUGGAAAAACAUUUGCGAGAUCCAUAUGAAAUUAAUUUAAUGGAAGAAUUAACAUUAAAAGGUGUAACACAGUAUUAUGCCUUUGUACAGGAACGACAGAAAGUUCACUGCCUUAACACGCUAUUCUCGAAGUUGCAAAUAACACAAAGCAUAAUCUUUUGUAAUUCGACACAACGUGUAGAAUUACUGGCAAAGAAAAUAACAGAUCUUGGAUAUUGCUGUUAUUAUAUACAUGCGAAAAUGGCACAGGCACAUAGGAAUCGUGUAUUCCACGAUUUUCGAGCAGGGUUAUGUCGAAAUCUGGUGAGCAGCGAUUUGUUCACUCGAGGUAUCGACGUACAAGCUGUUAACGUUGUAAUCAACUUUGACUUUCCCAAGAUGGCAGAAACAUAUCUGCAUCGCAUUGGUCGAUCAGGAAGGUUUGGCCAUUUAGGUAUAGCAAUUAAUCUAAUCACGUAUGAGGAUCGUUUUAACUUACAUCGUAUCGAACAAGAGCUUGGAACAGAAAUAAAACCUAUCCCAAAAGUGAUAGAUCCCAGUUUGUACGUAAUAAGACCAGAAGACAAUAAUAGUAUGGAAGAAGGUAAUGUGUCCAAGUAGUUUCGAUAUGGAAUCAUAACUAAACUGGAAUGAACGCUCAAGAAAAGUUUAAAGUGUGAAAAUAGUGAUUGUGUCUCGUACAUGUAUAAGGCAUUAACAUUGCUAAGCUUUGAACUCGAAGAAUGAAAUAUAACUUCAGUUUGGAGAGAGAAUUUUUGUUGGUUGUGUGUUAAUGAUAUAUGAAAUUAGAAGAAAAUAAAAGAGUUAGAGAAGAACAGUAAUGCAAAUGACGAUGUUUAGGUCAAAAGAAGUUCUCUAUGUAGAAAACAAAGAAUUGAGAGUUCAGUUAUCAUUAUAUCAAGAGUCAUUCAUUUUACCGAUCGGUCCUUGAUACAAUGAUAACUGAAAUAAAAAAAUUUUCAUUUUUUACGUGGAACUUCUUUUUACCUAAACAUUAUUAUCUUUACUAUUCUCUCUCUGAGUUUUUCGUUUUUUUUUUUUUCUAUUUUUAUACACCGUUAAUACACAUUCGACAAAAAUUCUCUUUCCAAACUCGAGCUAUGUUUUACUCUUUGAGUUCAAAGAAAUGAGUUACUUGUAUAUAAGGGUGAUGAUGAGAAACAAUGAACUCGAUGAUUUAAGUGAUGCGAAUGUGUUUGGUAUGAGUGAUAUUCUUUGUACAUAAAUACAUUUAAAUGUACAUAAAGUAAAACACACGUCAGAGUCAAGCCAUUAUCAAGAGCACAAUGAAUAAAAUCAAUAUGCGGAUUAACGUAAUAAUAAUAAUAAUAAUAAUCACAAUCGAGAUCAUUGCAUUUUACCAUAACUGUAAAUACAGCAUGAGAGUAUCCACAACACACAUCAUUUUAAUAAUAAUAAAUUUUUAUACAAUGGUUUCAUACUUCCGAUAUAUUCCGUUGUUUCUCUUUUGUUCUUUCAUAAAAUAAGAAAAGUGUGUGGCAUAUGCGAUUUAUCAAAACAAAAUAAAACAGAAAACAAGAAAAAUGUUUUACCUCGGGAAGAGUAAUCAAUUCUACUCUUUCUCUUUGGCAUAACUAUUCGACAUGUGAACAACGUUAUGAAUCCAUGUGCUUAUUAACUUUGCACUAUAGACUAAAUACUAUAGAUCUUAAUAUAAACGCAGUCAUAAAUUCUAAAUAUCAUAUUGAAAUCUUUUAUGAUCAUGGCUUGAUUUUGCGCUCUUGUCAAUGCUAUUAUACAACUCUGAAAUUCAAA
Molecule: messenger RNA, 2865 nt
Organism: Vespula pensylvanica (western yellowjacket)
Lineage: Eukaryota; Metazoa; Arthropoda; Insecta; Hymenoptera; Vespidae
Gene: me31B
Product: ATP-dependent RNA helicase me31b
Exons: 8
Coding region: 355-1689 (444 amino acids)
Biological process (GO): P-body assembly; cytoplasmic stress granule assembly
Cellular component (GO): P-body; cytoplasmic stress granule
Molecular function (GO): RNA helicase activity; mRNA binding; ATP binding
Source: RefSeq, a predicted model, not a curated record